CAGCUCAGUCCGUCUCCACUCUGCCACUUUCAUCUCUGCACCUCCUCAGACAGACUCUCCGGUUUCUUUUUUACUUUACUUUGUUUUUCAUUUAGGCAAACGAUGAAUAGAAUAUUACUACUCACUUAUGGAGUUUUGGAUAAAUUAAAUAGGAAUGGAUGCUGCUGCCUUUGUUCGGAUAUCCUUUUAAAUAUUAACAAGUUGUCAUGUCAUCUCUGACUCGAAGAGGAGAAGACAGAUUUGCUGCCUCAGUCAGAGGAACACACCGGAGCUCAGAAGUGCAGCAUCACUCCGAGCCCGGUGGCUUUUCCUCGGGUGUGAAAGGCUUCAAUAAGGAGCGCCCCACUCCUGAAGGUGCUGGAGGCUCCAGAGGCGACCCACAUCGGAAUAUGUGUCAGAGAGCGGACGGUGUCCCGUCCUACAAGUCCCUCCCUGGAUACGGAGGAGACCGCAUCAGUACCACUAUGUCCUACGGCAGCGGCACUCUGUGCAGAGGCACUUUAUCACCGAUUCCUGGAUUUGGAAGACCGGAUAGGAAAGUUGCGUGCUGCGAGAAGUGCUCCGCGACCCUAGUGGCUUUGAAGAAACAAGCUCUGAGCUUGGCUGUUCACCAUCACUUCUCCUGCAAGGACUCAAGUGACCUGUCAGCAUUCCUCCAAGACAACCUACGUGUCCACAGUCGGUCCACUGCAGAAUCCCGGGACAGAGAGAGGGAUCAAGGCGAGUGUGGAACAUGCGGAUCAAACCUGAGCCAGCUGAAGCAAGAGGCCAUCCAUGUGGCUCUGAGCAGGGGCCAGUCAUUAGCGAGGACUCCCUUUGAAUCUGGCUUCAGUUCUAGCACACUGCUGGGACAAAAAGACACCAAGUACGAUGAUGGCAGGGCGUCCAGGGAAACCAUCAGGUCUGUGCAUCAGCUUCGCAGCCGGACCCACAGCCCUCACGGCACACAAAGCCCCAGGACACCCAGCAGCCCCAAGACACCUCAAAGGACCCCUCAAACCCUCAGACGGAGAGGGCCUAAAUACCCCAACCCUGAUAUGGACCGCUGGGUAGAGGAGCAGAAACAGCUGGUCACCUCCACCGCUGACAGUCCCAUUCCUUACCCUUGCAAUCAGGCUGCGGACAAAGUCACAUUGGGCUGUGGUGAUGCUGGGACUGUACAGAUAAGCUCAAAGAUCCCUCACAUAUCCAGAGUAGUCAACAUUGCCAACUCUGCUGCCAUGUCUUUUUUGGCCAAGGCAGCUGAAAAGCUCAAUCUGACGCUGAGGAAAAAAGGCCAAGCUACUGAUCCAGCUCCUGCUCAUCUCUCCACCUGCUUCAGGGAGAUGAUCCAGAAAAACCCACCACCCGUCCCCUCCUGCCUGCUCCAAGCUGCCACCAAAUCCAAAGACUCACCCAAUGUUGGCAAGGUCAAAGUCGUGCUGAGGGUGAACCCAAUGCUGUCAGAAAGCCAUGGCCAACCACCUGUCCUCCGAAUUGACCCAUCCAGGAAAAGAAUAACUAUAAUUGAACCCAUCUACAAAAGCCAACCACAUACUACAAUGACGCUCAGCAGAGAUGGAAGAAAUCUACUGAAGACCUUCAACUUCGAUGCCACUUAUUCUCAAGAUUCAAUCCAGGCCGAGGUAUGUGCAGGCGUCUUGACUGACGUCAUCCGCUGUGUGCUCAGUGGCAGCGAUGGAUGUGUUCUGGGUUUGGGAUGCGCUGAUGUGGGGUCUUGGUCCAGCAUGGUGGGAAGUGACAAGAGCACCCAGAGCCUCGGCCUGAUUCCCUGUGCCAUCUCCUGGCUGUACACUGCCAUUGAGCGGCGGAGGGAGAAGACUUGGACGGAUCUGUCGGUUUCAGUGUCCGCCAUCGAGCUGUGCUGCGGAGAGGAGGACACUCUGAGGGAUCUGCUGGGGGAGGUGGUCCCGUCGUUAGGCAGUAUCCAGGACAGCCCAACCCACAUUAGACUUCAAGAGGACCCUGUCUAUGGCAUACAGAUACGAAACCACAACCGGGUUAAGGCUCCCACUGCUGAACGUGCUGCUUCCCUCCUGGAUGCUGCCAUCACAGCACGUCGUCACACUGACUUUGUCACUUACCUGUCCCACAGUUCCAUAAUGUUCUUCACUCUACACGUCCAGCCCCCUCGUACAGAAAGCAGCACCAUUGGCAAAGGUUCACGUGGCCCCACCAAACUGACCUUGAUAGAUGUGUGUAGGGGUAUGAGUGGCGGGAUUCAACACAGCAACUGCAAAACUAAAUAUCCAUAUUCUGAACUGGGCCCUAUUGUCUUGUCUCUGCUGAGUGGACAUAAAACCAUCCCCAGCAAGAGCAACAAGUUAUCUCUGCUUCUUCGAGAGUCCAUGGGUCAUGUAAAUUGUCACACUGCAGUGAUUGCUCAGGUCGCUGAUUCACUGACGAACCUGCACGAGACCUUGUCCACAAUCCAGUUGGCUUCUCGCAUCCGCAGAACGCAAAAGAGGGAAAAGCAGUCCACCUCAUGUUCUCCUUGUGGAAGAAGUUUGACUAGAGAAAAGAGAGGGACUCCAUCUUUGUCUCUUCGAGCAUUCCACUCCACAGAAGAGGUAGAUGUUGACACCCGUCCUUUUCGCCUACGCAAUGAAUUCGAUGAGCGUUCCAGCAGUGACCAGUCCUGUGAUACAGUCAUCCAGAUAGACUCAGAUGGCUCGGUUCAGGCAAAAGCUGCCCCAAGACUAGCACAACCCAAAUUUGUGCCUAUCAUUCCAUCCUUGCACCCUAACAAGUCUGACAUGGAAGACCCAGAGUUCACUGCUCUUCUCAAAGAGCUUCUGAAAAUUCCUCAGCUGCAGGGAGAGAGGAAAAAAGAAGAACCUGUUACUGAAGCACUGAAAUCAGAAAUAAAGCCACCUGAAAGGGACUGUCUUAAAUGUGACACAUUUGCUGAGCUUCAAGAGCGUUUGGGUUGCAUCGAUGGAAGUGAAACAAUGGAUUUGCUCAAAUCUUCUUUCAAAGGCCCUUCUGUUAACAAUAUUACUAAAUCUGAGCCCCUGAAAGAAACACUGAAAUUAGCUAAUGAAACUUCAGAGGCUACACAGAAGCUGUUGAAACAGGGGUGCAGUAAGACAUUUGUUGCAGAAAAGCAAACAGAUGGUGCCUUCCCUGGAGACAGUUUUCAGAGAGAGGAUUCAGGGUUGUAUGACUGCGAGGAGUGUAGUGGAACCAGCUCUAGUGAAGAACUGCUGAAUCAAACUCUUGGUCUGGCCUUUCGUUCUGAGUUGCCUGAUACUGGAACACUUAAGUCUGAUAAUAAAGUAAAGUCUUCACAGCACUGUGAUGUGGAUGCUCAGCCUACAGGCAUUACCAGUUCCCCUGCCUUUGGACUCCAAUCCACAGGAAAACAGGAAACUGCUGAAGCUGCUGAUUGGUUCAAACCAGACAAAAGAACCUCACCUGUUGGAAAGAGCUCUCCUAUUUCUCCCUCUUCCACAUGCUCAUCUUCACAGUCGAUAGUAAACAGUGUUAUACUUGGGGAUGUCUUACCUAAUCUCCCCACAGUGGACAAUAAGGAAAUGAAGGCUACUAUCACAGUGACUGUUCAACAGCCACUUGACCAGAAAGGUCAGGAUGAACUUGUCUUCUCUAUGGUAGAGGAAGUGACCAUCAGUGGAGCCAUAAGCACUGGGAGGACAGGUGGAAACAUUAUUUGUUUCAGAGAUGCUGGACAGUCACCAGCACAUGCUCAAGGUUCCACCAGUUCUCAGGCAAUAAGAAUUAUCAGUAAUGUCAGUGAGGAAUCUGCAGCUCCAGAGAACACAACCAAAACCUCUGUAACCACAGAGGCUGACACUGAAAAGACCCAGUAUCAUUUCAGAAGGGAAAGAAGGGUUCUACCAUCAUUUAUUAAUCCAAUGUUGAUUAACACAGACAUGGAUUGUGAUCUGGACUGUCCAAACAAACAAGAAAAACCAGUGGGCACUUUAACUGGUGUCAAGUCUAGGUGUGAGAACACAAGGAUUGAUGUCAAAUGUCCAGAGCAAAUGAAGUUUCUUGAGCAGAAGAAUGAGAUCUUUGCUCCUGAAACUCAUGUUAAAAAGUUAGACAAGGUGUGUGAUUCAGCAUUUACUCAAAUUGCAUGUAAAACAGUAAUUUUGGAGGAUUCAACUUGUGGGGAGGAAAUGGCUGAAAACAAGAUGUGCAGAAAAAGACCAAAAAAUACAGACAAGAGCCAUUUUAGAGAGAGAGAACAUGUUUGUUCCACUAACACUCCAAAGAGCGCAGUGGGGGGAGAGCUUGUUUGCCAAAGUGAUGGGAAUUCUCCCAAGAGAAUUGGUGUUUCACCUGGUUGCCAAGAAACCUCCCCUUCUUCCUUUAAAACAAGUAGUUUGCCUGGAGGUUGGCAGAAUGCCAAGUACAAGGAUAGCUACAAUGGCCGUCAUAUGGCCGACCACAUUGACCCAGGAGGAAUGACAUCAUCCACCCCAUGCAGCCCAGGGGUAACCCUGGAGAGGAGGAAGGGCAGACAGUGCUCCCCAGCUAACCACAAUGCCCAUGUCUCAUCUCCACUGAAGUAUGUAACAGAGUAUAAACAGGAUGCUAGUUGCCCUCUUAAAAAAGGUGUGGCAUCUUUGUUUGAAAUGUCAAGUCUGAACAUGAAACAGGAUAAUAUCAGUGGGAGGCUGAAGUCACCCUUAGAGGACAGCAGCAGGCUCUUCAGUGUCAAACUUGAACAGCUUGCUAGCAGGACAAACUCCCUUGAGAGGACCCCCAGGGACUUGCCCAUUUUUGAUAGAAACAGCAGCAGCAACACCUCUAUUAGCUCUAAAGGGAGUUCCAAAGCAAAUACUGAGGCUGCUUGUAGGGGUACUAGUUACAAAGGAUAUAAUGAGGGAGACUGUACUUUACCAAGGGCUAGUCGGAGCCCCCGCAAGAAUCCUCGAUUGGACCAGGGUCACCACUUCUUCCCUUCUGAAAACCAUCCCUCUCAAUCUGCAAGGCAUUCCCAAACCAAACUCUCCGCUGUGGGUAAGCUUAAGAUGUCUAGUCCCAAAGUUCGUCGCUCGUCUGCCCCCAGCAUCAAGAACCUCAGUCUUCCCCACAAAAGCCUGCGACAGUCCAUCAACCGCAGUGCCAGUCUCUCCCCAGACAGUAAAAGUGUUAACUUUGAGCGGACCUCUUCCUUUUUUUCCUCUUCCCCUCCACGCUCAUCUCACUCCCUCAGUCGGACCCCAAGCCAGAGCUCCACAUGCUCAUCCACAAAAUCUGCUAUUCAGGGUUUUGUCAAUGGCAGGAUAUCAGACCUGCUUAAGGAAAGGGCCGGCAGUCCUACAUCAGGACUGGACCAAAUGACCCCUCUUCCCUCUCCAUACAGCCAAGUAACAGAUCCCCGUACACCCAGUCACAUGAGUGGUUAUGCCAGUGACACCACAAGUGUGUUGAGUGGUGAUUUACCACCAGCUAUGGGGAAGACGUCUCUCCAUUUCUCUAACAGGAACAGCAUGGUGAGCAGUGGUUAUGACAGCAUGGUGAGGGACAGCGAGGCCACCGCCAGCAGCACCUCAAACAGAGAUUCAGUCAGCGACCGGAGCAGUUCUCUCCUCAGUGUGGCUCGCAGCAGCCGCUCAUCUCGCAAGAGAGGCAGCACAGGCACCCACCAGCGCCAUCCUCCCAAUGAUGCAUCCACGUCUCUGAGGCGUUCCAACAGCGGCCUGCGGUCACGGUGGGCAGAACGAGGAAUCCCAGAGGCUUACGAGAUCAAGGUGUAUGAAAUCGACAAUGUGCAGCGGAUGCAGAAAAGAGCAGGUGCUGACAAACAGGGGCCCGUGUGCUUCAGUGCCAAGCUGAAGUUUUUGGAGCACCGCCAACAGAGGAUCUCCGAGGUCCGAGCCAAAUACAACAACCUGAGGAGAGAGCUAGAGCAGGCCAAGCACAACCUCAUGCUGGAGCCCACCAAGUGGAACCAAGAAUUCGAUCUGUGGCAGACGUUCGAAGUCGACUCCCUGGAGCACCUGGAGGCUCUUGAGGUGGUGACGUCUCGGCUGGAGAACCGGGUCAACGUCUGCAAAGCCAGUGUCAUGGUGGUCACCUCCUUUGACGUCACUCCCAGGAGGCAGCAAAAGAAGCGACGGCGAAGAAGUGCCGGAGCAAAAAUGGCUUCAAGGGCAUCUGAGCUGAAUUCUAGAAAGCAUUGAAGCAUUUAUGUAUCUAUUAUUUAUUUUGAAGGACAAAGUGAAAAUAUGCACUUUUCUUUUCGUUAACCCACACUUUACCUCUUGUCCAGUUAAUUUAACCUGGUGCCACGGUCUGGUCUGGUACGAUACAGUAGGUACAGUACUUCCUGGACAUGUUCACAAUAACAGUUUAAUCUGUUUUAAAACCUUAAAAUCUACUCUUAUUCCAUUAUGAGGCAUUGAUUACACCAUGAUGCAAGUUCCCAACUUAAUAACGGCACAAAGCAUUAAUUUAAUACUUUUUAAAUAUAGCUUGAAAUAACUCUUGAAACCCCUCUUUUCUUGUUAUUUCUUAAUAUGGAGUAUAACAGACAUUACAAUGCUAACUUAAAGGUGAUAAAUUCAGACGCUCUAUAUUCUUAUUUCCAUGAAAAGGCUUUGAGACACUUCGUAUCACUUCAUGACAAUAACGCAACUACUGUAGAUACUUGUCAUAACAUAUCGUAACAUCAGUGCAGGGCUAUUUACUAUCAAAAGAAAGCACCUUUGUGAAUUUCUUAACUCAGUUAAGUAAUUUCAGGAUGCGUACCUCAGCAUCUUUAACACUUCAAGUAUCCACUGUGACUCACAGAAUAAACUUAGGGCAAAAAACAUUUUUUUGUGUUAUCUAUAAAGAUUAAAAAAUGGUGAAAAAAACAAAACAAAAAAGAAACGUCACUACUGAAACUUGACUGUGCAUCUUUUUUUGUUAUUAUUUUUGUGCAGAAAGUGAAAACACAAAGCUGUCUCAACCUAAUGAAAUGAUUAAUUUACCCAAAGAUUAUGCUUUUUUCAUCUAUGAUUUUUAAGAUAUUUGACCAUUGCUGUUACCUGUAUUUUCCUACUGAGUGUCUAAAAGCCAUGCUACGCUGAUGUAUAUACAUUUUGGUGCUGAAUAUCUUUUAAAACUCUUGAAAAAGUGUUUUUGGUAAAUAAUGCAGGAUGUAAAGCAGGAAGCAAAUUGGUUUUCCACUAACUGCCUGAGAGGUCCAGUGAAAGUUACAGCCGACUGGGACAACAGUGUGAAUUUUUUACUCUCUUCAGAUGAUGGCGAUUCAUGAUCAAUAACAGGCCCCUAAAACACAUUAGUAAAUGAUUGGGGGGCCCGAAUAAAAAAUGUGGAUUCUCCUCUCAGUGUAAUGGAGAAAUAAUUACAUUAGAGAAAUAACGUCAUUGUGCCUGAAGAGCCUUGUGGCAUCAAUGUCACUGAGCCAAUUGGAGAGAAUGCGCUGAGUGUGCAGCGGACAGCGCUGCCAUAGGUUUUCUACUUAGACAAAUGCAUUUUAAACACACAUAAAACACUGGAGCUUUGUUUUGUGGUGUCUUAUAAAUCAGCAUGUUGUGUGUCACUGUAAACAUUUGACCACAGUUCAGUUGUAUUCUGUGUUUGAUUUUGUCAAUAAUAAAGACCAUAUACUGUU
This is a messenger RNA of Sphaeramia orbicularis (orbiculate cardinalfish), 7594 nucleotides long. It is a transcript of the gene kif26bb, whose product is annotated as kinesin family member 26Bb. Lineage: Eukaryota; Metazoa; Chordata; Actinopteri; Kurtiformes; Apogonidae. The coding region runs from base 207 to 6155 and encodes 1982 amino acids. Gene Ontology annotation, molecular function: microtubule motor activity; ATP binding; microtubule binding. The record is from RefSeq and is a predicted model, not a curated record. Gene Ontology annotation, biological process: microtubule-based movement. The transcript has 15 exons.